Messenger RNA from Raphanus sativus (radish), 2093 nucleotides. RefSeq lists its product as uncharacterized. NCBI's taxonomy places the organism in Eukaryota, Viridiplantae, Streptophyta, Magnoliopsida, Brassicales, Brassicaceae. The record is from RefSeq and is a predicted model, not a curated record. Bases 324 to 1844 code for a protein of 506 amino acids. The transcript is spliced from 14 exons.
UCAUCUUUCGAUUUCAGAAUUCUCGUCGUGAGUAUUAUUAGAUUCAAUCGUGUAGGAAUUAAAUUUUAGAUUUCUUGACUUGGAAUUUGUCAUUUUCCCGGAAAAUUGACCCCUUUUGCAGAGUUUGUCUUCUGACAUGGCUUCUUACCAUUCAUAUAAACUGAUGUACUUGUUUGACCUUCAUUUAUAUAUGCCUGGCGGGCACACCCACCCACGUGAUCUCUCUGUGUCAUUCUGAAAAUUUUACUGUUUAAGACUUGUGAGACGUUACUACAAGAGCCGAGUAUGACCCUGAACAUGAUCUCUUAGAAAAGGACUUCAUUAUGAAAGGCAGAUGGUAUCAAAGAAAAGAUUUACAGAUUAAAAACAGUAGGGGAGAUGUUCUCCAGUGUAGUCAUUACAUGCCAGUUGAACGCCCUGAAGGAAAGCCUUUACCCUGUGUAAUAUAUUGCCAUGGAAACAGUGGAUGUAGAGCCGAUGGUAGUGAAGCCGCAAUUAUGUUGCUACCUUCAAACAUCACAGUUUUCACCCUUGAUUUUUCCGGAUCUGGUCUCUCAGGCGGGGAACAUGUCACCUUAGGCUGGAACGAAAAAGAUGAUCUGAAGGCUGUGGUUGAGUUUUUGCGGCAAGAUGGAAAUGUAUCCCUGAUAGGGUUAUGGGGGCGUUCGAUGGGCGCUGUUACGAGCUUGAUGUAUGGAGCUGAGGAUCCUUCCAUUGCAGGAAUGAUUUUAGAUAGUCCCUUCUCUGAUUUGGUUGAUCUGAUGAUGGAACUUGUAGAUACAUAUAAGUUCCGUCUACCAAAGUUUACCGUGAAAUUUGCAAUACAGUUCAUGCGGAGAGCUAUUCAGAAAAAAGCAAAGUUUGAUAUUACGGAUCUGAACACCAUUAAGGUGGCAAAGUCUAGUUUUGUUCCAGUUUUAUUUGGACAUGCCUUGGAUGAUGACUUUAUCCGCCCUCAUCAUUCAGAUCUUAUAUAUGAGGCCUACGUAGGUGACAAAAAUAUUAUCAAAUUUGAGGGAGAUCACAACUCUCCACGGCCUCAGUUCUACUUUGAUUCCAUUAAUAUCUUUUUCCAUAACGUCCUUCGACCUCCAGAGGUGGUGGGGCCGACAUUUUAUGACCCGUUAGAUGAGUACUUAGCAAAGGGCAGUUGGGGCACUAUGCAUGACACAAGUAUUCCACAAUCAUCAGUACAGAAGAGUUUAGCCUCGGGUAGCAUCUCUGACGCAAUCAGUGAAGUCCGUAUGAAAAGACCCAUGAGUCGCACAGAUGUUCCUUCGAAUGUCGCAUCUAACGGUUCUCCAUCAGAAACUAAGGAAAAAGAGAAUCAUGAUGGCCUUGAGAGUUCAUCAUCUCCUGAUAUGAUAAGCUUUGAUUUUUCAAAUGGUGACCAAUACCUGGAGUAUCACUUAGAGGACAUACCAUCUAACGCUGAGGAAGAAGAAAGGAUGCUUAUGAAAGCAGUGAUGGAGUCUCUGAAGGACUUGGAAGUGCAAAGUCUUGAGAAAAAAGAAUCUCCCGAGACUAGGGAAGAAUCAACUUCAACUCGAGCAAACCAGUCAGAGGCUACUGAGACUGCUUCCAGUCCAGAAACAGUUGUCGGGGAUGUAGUACCAUCAUCUUCCCAGUCUGAUGCUCCAAAUGGAACCUCGGGUUCUCUAGCAGCACCCGUAGAUGCUUCUGUGCCUGGCUGCACGAGUCAGAAGGCAAGCGAGACAGGUGACAUGUCAGCAGAUACAAAGGCCACAGUCACAGUUGAACGUACUAGUAGCGCACCGGGCAAAGUCUUUGACGGGUUAAUACGUAAGUGGGAUCUCAACUUCUUCAAAAACAACAGCAAAUGAUUCCAGUUAAUGAAAUUUGGUGAAGUCAAAUGAUAUAUGCAUAUAUGUCCAAAACUAGUUUGUUUGUUUUCAAUGAUUAGUCAUGUUAGGUUUCACAUUGUUUGGCUUUUGGUUAUGAUUUAAUUCAGUUUUUUUUUUUGUGUUCUUGGGUCUGUCUACAUCAUGUUCGUUCCAUGUAUUUGUUUAAGUGUUAUUUAUCCUCUUACUCUUGGUUACAAACAUUUGAUGAUUCAAUUAUUCCUUUGCAAA